Nothobranchius furzeri (turquoise killifish) is the source of this 3348-nucleotide messenger RNA. It is a transcript of the gene arhgap18, whose product is annotated as Rho GTPase activating protein 18. Gene Ontology annotation, cellular component: cytoplasm. Gene Ontology annotation, biological process: regulation of small GTPase mediated signal transduction; regulation of actin filament polymerization; signal transduction. Gene Ontology annotation, molecular function: GTPase activator activity. The record is from RefSeq and is a predicted model, not a curated record. Lineage: Eukaryota; Metazoa; Chordata; Actinopteri; Cyprinodontiformes; Nothobranchiidae.
CGCGCGGCGCGAGCCGAAGAGCGAGAAAGACGAGAAGAGUCAGGCCGAGGGACAAAAACAAGUUCAGCUUGAAAACACCCCCAGAUAAGACGUAGGCGGACAUUUAGACUUGAGUACCUAUCGAUUGGUGUUCGGAUGUCGUCCGUGUGUGGAGCAGAAAGAAGAAGAAAAGGAGGAGAAACAUGAGUCGGCACCAGGCUUCACAGGGAGUGGUUUUAACGGGUUACCACAGCAACGCCGAACUGUUACAGCAGACGGGACUGUGUUCGUCCAGCUGUCCGUCAGGAGCAGACCGGGAGAGCGACCUGCUCAGCAGAAAAACGGGCCACUACUCCCUUCAUCAGAACCCAAAUGUGCAAGAAGAUAAAUAUGAACAGUCUACUGGCACAAAUAGUGCAAACCCCAGCAGCGCUAACGGACCGUCGCUCCUCCGUUCAAGUUCUGCUGUUUGCUCCAACCCCCAUCCUUCCUCCAGUCCCAGGCACAGUCCUGAUACCAGAACCAGACACAAGCCCUCUUGUCAGCGCAGCGGUUCUCAGGACUCGCUGGACGAGCUGGAGAUGGAUGACUACUGGAAGGAAGUGGAGAAUAUCACCAGUUCAGACGGAGGAGGUGGAGGAGGGAGGGGAGAAGGAGAAGCUCAAGAGGAGGAGCAGCAGAAAGUUCCUGAAGAAGGAGAGCAGGAGGAAGCAUGGCUUGCAGAGGCGGGGCUAACACGACUGUUUGAUGAUUCAUCAGCAGCUGAUGACCAGGAUCAGGAAGAAGACAGCGCAGUGUUCCUGUCCACCCUCACCAGAACCCAAGCCGCAGCGGUAGAACGCCGAGUGGCAUCGCUGCAUCAGACGUUGCUACGGCGACGCAACCGCCAACACCUUCCUGAUGUUCGGGAUAUAUUCAGACCUCCUGAAAAGGAUGAAGAUCCUCAGAAACUCGCAGGAGGAAGUGAGAACAGGCCAAAGGACGCAUCAACCGCUGAAACUGAGACGGAACUGAACGCUGAAGUGGCUUUUUCAGAGCAGGCGCUCUCUUACUGGGACAAUCAUCAAAGGUUAAAGGUCACCACCAGCCUUAAUGCCUCUGACGACAAACUACCAAACUUUAAGCUGCUUCGGGAUAAAACGGGUCAGACCAGAAUUGGAGAUCUGUCUCCUUUGGAUAUGAAAAAGGUGCAAAGGCUCGUGCUGGUGGAGGUGACUGCUCUGUUUGACACUGCUGGGAUAGACCUUAAAGCGCAUAAAGCUGUGAAAGUAAAAGCUAAAGAAAGCGGUUUGUUCGGCGUUCCUCUCAAUACUUUAUUGGAACAAGACCAAAAGCGGGUUCCUGGGACCAAAGUGCCAUUCAUCCUGCAGAGGCUUAUGAGGUACAUUGAGGAGGAAGGCUUAGACACUGAGGGGUUGCUACGGAUACCUGGAGCAGCUACUAGAGUCAAGUCACUGUGCCAGGAGCUCGAGUCCGCCUUCUACGAUGGGACGUUUCCAUGGAAACAGUUGAAACAGCAUGAUGCUGCUAGCCUUUUGAAGCUGUUAAUCAGGGAACUGCCCCACCCCCUACUGACCGUGGAGCAUCUUAACGCUUUCAUUGCUGUCAACAAAUUCCCCACAAAGAAGCAGCAGCUGCACGCUCUGAACCUGCUGGUCCUCUUGUUACCUGAGACCAAUCGGGAUACUCUGAAGGCUCUAGUGGAGUUUUUCCAACGUGUGAUUGAUCAUCAAGCCAAAAACAAGAUGACUUUGAACAACGUCUCUGUCGUCAUGGCACCCAACAUCUUCAUGUUCAAAGGUUUUCGGUCCAAGGUUACGGAGCAGCAGGAGUUCUACAUGGCAACCAAUACGGCCAACAUUGUGCGGCUGCUGAUCAGAUACCAAGAUCUUCUUUGGACUAUCCCAAAGUUUAUUCUGAACCAAGUCAGACGACAAAACAUGGAAAGUCAACGAAAGUUGAAUAAAGAGAAGGCUGUUCGGAAGCUGCUCAAGAAAAUAACCACCGACAGACCGCAUGAAAAAACAAUCCCCGAGGAGAACUCGCAGGGGUUCAUUCGAGUUCAAGCUCCCCAGUUCAGUAAAGUUUCCAUGGCCGUUCAGCUGACUGAAGACUUACAAGCUGCUGAUGUGUUAAACCGCUUCCUCAGCCAGGACAGUUUGGUGGCAGUGAAAAAGGAAGAUUUGUGUCUUUAUGAGAUCGGUGGAAACAUCAAGGAGAGGUGUCUCGAUGGGGAAACGUUCAUGAAAGACCUUUGCCAGCUGAACCCCGCAGCCGAGUGGGUCAUCAAAACCGUGCAGCGAUGAAAUGCAUCGCUGGAUCCAUUUCUUCAUUGUGUCCUGCUGAAACAACGCUGGUUCGCUGUAGUUGCUGCUCAGCCUGGAUGCAUUCGGACCAGCGAACACGAAGCAAAGGAUCAGUUUAAGACCUUAUUAAAUAUGUAACCAAAAUAUAAGAUCUACAUUUUGCCUAUAAGCUGCCUUUAUGCUGCUGAAUCAUAAUUUGGACAUCAUGAACCUCUUUCCUAAAGAACAGCACAGCUCUCUGUUUAGUUUAAACCACUUUUUUUUUUAUUUUAAAAUAUAAGUCUACUGGUGGAUGUUUCCUCCCAUUCCCAAACUGUGAUUAAUAGAUUUUUGUUUUGGUAACAUGUUUGCAUUGAACAGAAAAAAAUAAAAGUGUGCAAUAACUUUUUAGCAAGACAAAGACUAGCGAGGGCGUACGAUGACAUCAGUGGUUCAGGUAUGUGUGCUGUACUGUAUACCAGAGCUUUCAGAAACCGUAGAUGUUUGAGUGUGAUGAUGUGGGAAUUUAUGUGUGAAUACCACUAAAUUAAUGCAAAGGAACCACACGUGUACACUUGUACUCUUAUACUGUUGUAUCUUGUUGGUUUUCAUUUAAAAUAAAUCAAAAGAAUUGUUUGUUUGUUUUUUAACCAAAGAUUUGAUUAUUUUAAUUAAGUCAGACUGUUAAGUGCACAUUUUAAUGUGACAUACUGCUGAGUUGUUUUUUAAGGCCUUGUGAAAUGAUGCAUUCAUUCAUUUUGUGUCCAAAAUUUGUCAAAAUCUUUGUUUAACCUUGCCAGUGAUGUCCCGUUGCUUUUAGCUAGCAGUAGAAUAUUUACAUUUGCUCAUCUGUUCAACAAACCUGACUAAAUCUCAACAGCCUGUCGAGGAUCAAGUCUUUAAAAGUCUUUUCUGGUCAUGAAAACUGUGGAAUUAUUUGUAAUAUUCAAACAUUGGCACUCCUUUUCUAUGUUUGUUUACUUAAUUUGGUUUUAUUUUUUUCAAUAAUUCACGUCUUUGUCUUGCUGUCUCUAAAAUGACCACUAAGACUGUAUGUAAAUAAACAUUCAGUUAUUAAUUAUAA